GCUUUACACUGGUGGCAGGAAUGGCGGCUAAGAUUACUAGAGGAAGGAGCCCAAAUAAUCCAUGAAACUUUACUUCUAACAGCCCCGCUGAGGAAUUUGUUUCCAGCGAAACGCAGAAACACCAUCCCAUGACGGACUAAAGGGAGAACGAAGCGCUAUAACGUGAGAUAAACGCGGUUAGUUGUCCAGCUUUGAGAAGGUGGACGCACUUUGCUAGUUAGCUUAACGUUAACUGCCACUGACUUUGAUUCAAGGUAGCGGUUAGCUCGCAGUGCUGCUAGCCAGCUGUUGGCUACUUUUCUUGGCUGGCCCAACAAGUUAACUAAGUCAAUAACUGUAUGGAAACAUUCCUCAUUUUAGUAUUUGAGUGGUGAGUAGCUGUCAUUGUGAACAGAUAGUAUAGGGGGCUUUUACAGAGAGUGGGCUCAGACGACAACAGCGCGUUGAGAACACUAUUCCUGCUAACCUAGCUAGUGCUGGAAGGCUAGCUAAGUUUGAAGUCUCGCCCAUUUUUUUUUGGUCCUGCCCUAGCCAUUGGCUAAGGGCUAAUCAACAGCCAAGUAGCCCGGUUUUCAGGGUCGAUUGGUACUACGAUGGAAAGCUUAACGCUGACUGAUUACGAGCAGAAAUAUUACUCGGAUUUGUUCGUUUACUGCGACACGGACAAUACCAAAAAAGUGGCUUCCAAUGGGAGAGUUCUUGACCUUUUCCGGGCGGCCCAGCUACCCAGCGAAGUUGUCCUGCAGAUCACAGAGCUUUGUGGAGCCACUCGGCUGGGUCACUUCGGGCGGAGCCAGUUCUACAUCGCUCUGAAGCUCAUCGCCAUCGCCCAGUCCGGUCUGCCCCUGAGGGUCGAGAGCCUCAACUCGGUCAAAGACUUGCCGCUGCCCCGGUUCGUGCUGGGGAAGAACGAGGCGGAGGCGAGGCACGCAGCGCUGUACACGGACACGGACGGUCUGUUCCCGGCCUCCGCUGCUGCCGUGAUGCCCAGACCGCCUGGCUGGGUUAUCCAAAACAAGAAAGGUCCCCCAGCAUCCACUUCACUUCCUGUCCAUGAGGUCGUCCAGCCCCUGGCGCCAAGCAUAGAACCACAGCCUGAGCCAACGUCCCCGGUGGUCUCCCCUCACCAGUCUCCCCCCACCUCCCCUCAAUCGUGGAGGAAACACAAGCGUCAGGCCAGCGGAGGGAACGCAGACAGACAGCCGGCCGUUGCUCCAGCUGGAGCCGUGUGGACGCACUUCAGAGAAGCACAAGCAGCAGGUGCGGUGCCCGCUGAAGGGAUGUGGCCGUCUCACUCGCCCCCUCCUCCGGGUCAGGAGAGUUGGGUCAGUUUCACAGCGGACACGCCGCCAUCCAGCGCCAUCCCAGGAAUGCAUCCCUCAUCAGCCCAGGAAAGCACAACGAUACGAACGGUGGCCUCAGGAGCAACAGCCAAUGAGAUGCAGCGACAGACGAGCGGCUACGAUGAUCCGUGGAAGAUCACGGACGAGCAGAGACAGUAUUAUAUAAACCAGUUUAAAACCAUCCAGCCAGAUCUAAACGGCUUUAUACCUGGGUCGUCUGCAAAAGAGUUCUUUACCAAAUCAAAACUACCGAUUUUAGAGUUGUCACAUAUUUGGGAGCUGUCAGACUUCGAUAAAGACGGGGCGCUGACCCUGGAUGAAUUCUGUGCCGCCUUUCACCUGGUCGUGGCCAGGAAAAAUGGAUAUGACCUCCCUGAGAAGCUGCCUGAGAGCCUGAUGCCAAAGCUGAUUGACCUGGAUGACUCAGCAGAGGUCCCGGACCAGGCCGCGGACGUCGGGUACUCGGGCUCCCCGGUGGAGGUCACCCCCAACAAGUCUCCCUCCAUGCCUUCACUCAACCAGGCCUGGCCCGAGAUGAACCAGAACAGCGAGCAGUGGGAGACGUUUAGCGAGCGCUCCUCCAGCUCACAAACUCUGACCCAAUUUGACUCUAACAUUGCACCAGCUGACCCUACCACAACCACCCGACCAGUCCGCUGCUGUCUCAACCUCCAGAGCUGUCCGAGGAAGCCAGUCUAUCGACAUCCAUGUUUGUAGCGGCCAACGCUGUCGGUGAUGGCUACAGCAGUUCAGACUCCUACACCUCGGACCAGGAGCCAAUCACAAGACAAAGGUCUCUGUCGGGGACGUCUCCAGAAACUCUGAAGGUGGUAGCCCCCCCUCCGCCGCCCCCCCGCCCGCACCCCUCUCACUCUCGCUCCUCGUCUCUCGACAUGAAUCGCACCUUCGCCACCGUAACCGCUGCAGGACAACCGCCAUCUUUAGCCAUAACUUACCCGCCCGCUGUGCCUCCGAGACCCCUCCCCACACAGUCGUCAGCACCACACACCGGGCAUCGUUCGGAGGCUGAGGUUGUUCCAGGCGGCCCUGCGGCGCUCACCGCCUCCACCUCCCCCCAACAGAUUCCCCAGCAGCCCAAUUUCGCCGACUUCAGUCAGUUUCAGGCCUUCGCUGCGACUGACCAGCCUUCCAGCCUGCCGGAGGACGAUAUCCACAGUGAGCCAGGACAGGUGGAGAAGCCUUCAGAGGGCGCCGGCCCUUUAAGAACCGUGAAGAGUGACGGCCAAGUAGAUGAGAGAGUCCCAGCCACUGUCAGCUCUGCCAAAUGUUCCGGGUCUGGUCCGUUAGGCCCGCCUCCCAAACCUGUGCGCCGGAGGUUGAAAUCUGAAGACGAGCUGCGACCGGAGGACGAGGCACCCGGUCCGCAGAAAUCGAACGUCAUCGCUGCCGUCCUGGCCACUCAGCCCUCCAUCCCCAGGUCAGUUGGAAAAGACAAAAAGUCGAUUCAAGCUUCUAUCAGAAGAAACAAGGAGACGAACACAGUGUUAGCACGACUUAACAGUGAACUGCAGCAACAGCUGAAGGACCUGCUUGAAGAGAGGAUAUCCCUGGAAGUGCAGCUGGAGCAGCUCAGACCGUUCUCUCAUCUUUAACCAACGUGAGGAGGAAAACUCUGCUGUAGUUCAUCUGAAGCGAGGCUGUGCCCCUCGGUGUGACUCCCCCCCCCCCCCCCCCCCCCCUCCACCCUCCCCCCCCCCCUCCUCCUCCUCCUCUUCCUCCUCCCACCAUCUCAGCUUUCCCUGGAGGCUCCGGCCGGUUGCAGGGUGCUCAGUUAAAUCUCCUACGCUCCAUCACACACACAUUAAUCAUAAACCAGAAGCAACUGAGAGCACAGAUCCUCCAACAGGCGGAGGAGGAAGUGACAGGAGCGUCGGGGGGGGGGGAUUUACACAAACUGGCACUUUUCAAUUUUUCUCAAAAGAAAGUGAGGACGACUGAGACAUGAGUGGCGGACAAAACUGCGAGUGCCGUCUGAAGACAAAACUGCUGGUGUCUGAUCACUUUGUGAAUGACUGAAGAAGAAAGGUGUGUGAGAGUGACUGUGUGUGGCUGUGUUCCUGUUUAGUGAUUACUUGAAGCUAGCACCAAUGUGUUUAUUCUGUCUUGGGGUACGGACUCUACCACACCAAACUCCUUUUAAAAUCAGGCACAUUUUAAAGAGCAGUGUCGUGUUUUUGAGUAAUACUUCUUCACUAUUUUUUUUGUUAGAGAAGAUCCAUAUCAUUUAAAUGGAGUCUGUGAUUAGCUUAGCUUAGCAAAGGCUAGCUUUAAGGCUUUCAAAACAUCUACACCAGGAGUUUGGUGAGGUCUGUCUCCAUUAAAACAUACUGUGCUUCUUCUGAACAGGACUUUGUGUGUGUGUUUGUGUGAGGCCUUACACGGCUAAAUCAUUAUGGUGAAGGCUUUUUUUGUUUUAGUUUGACGCAUCCUGUGACAUUAAUUCAGCCCCUCCCUCUUCUUACUGCCCCCUUGAAGUGUGUGUGUGUGUCACAUGUUACACAGUGUUGGGUUUGAUGUGACUGAAUGGUUUAAACUUUAUGCCAAAUGACUGAACUCUGCUCUCUUGCCUCUGUCUGGGCUGUGUUUUUAAAAACAGAAAUGCAACCAUCUUUCCUUCUGGUUUCUCUUGUGUGUAAACAUCUCGGCUUUCUUUUUUAAACAUUUCAGUUGCUUUUUACCGUCUUUUUCUUUCACAUGGAUGGGAAACCAGUUCAAAACAGAUAUUCACUCGAACGGUAUGAAGAUUUUCCAGCUGCUUGACUGCAGGGGGCUAAAUGUAUGAAUAUUUUUUUCUUGUGAUCGGCAAACAAACACGCAUGCACAGAUCUAGAGUUACAGAUUUAAAAACUCAGCGGUUUUCUAAUCGGGCAGGCGGCACUAUGCAAGUACGGGCGAUACAUCCUCACAACUAUACUUAGCUGUUUGUACUAUGAUAGUAGCAACUGUGUGAGCAGUAUACUCUGGUUUUUGUAUCGUAGAUCUUCCAGAACACCAUUUACUGUACGUUUGUGAUUCAAUCGGCCUUUUUUCUUUCCCUCUGGAGCUUCCCCUCUCCCCCGGCUCCAGAGGGAAGUCCAGAUCAGUGUUUUAUCAGGGCACGUUCACCCUACAUGUGCGAGAUGUGACCAUGGCUGGGUGUAGACGAAGCUUACUACAGACGGAGACCAGUCGACAGAAAAGGAGACCUGAAUGACCCAACUGCACUUUGAACCUAAACCUCCUCCUUAUUUGUAUUUUUACUUGUUACAUCCCUCUUCCUGCUUUCUUUUAACUCUUGCAUGUUGUCCUUCAUGCGUAUUUAAAAGAAGAAGAAUAAUGAACCACUCGUUUUAUUUCUUCACCUUGGAAACUGUAAGGGUUUUUGUGCCAGUACCCUAAAAGUCUUGUUGGGUUAAUUAUUUUUUAUAAGUGUUUUGUCCCCGGAGCUUCCUGUGUGUCUGAAGAAUCUGUGUUCUUCUCAAAGCCUUACUCCCCGACUGGCGUUCAGGUUUCCUCUGUGGCUGACUGACCUCUCCUCCUUGUCCUAUCAAGGCUCGCCUUCUUUUUUCUGCUGUUGAGGACGAUGAUGUGUGUGUGUGUGUGUGUUAUAUAGUUUCCAGACCUGGAACUAAUACCAUUUGAAACUCUAUUAAAAUGCAGGAUUGAUUUAUGUUUGCUAGCACAACAGCUAACAUCCUUUAAACCCCCAAAGGCAAUCCAGACAGGCAGAAGCAAUCACCUCUUGAGUCUUUAAUGGGAUUUUGAAUUAUAUUUGCUCCCAGAUCUGUGUUGUAUAUUGUAUAUGAUACACACUUUUGGAUUCAUAUGUACAUUUGCAUUAAUUGCUGACUAACAGCGAAAGAAUAUUCUAUUUAAUUCCUUCUCUCUUGGCUGUGGGAUCCUAGAUGUUUAACUGCAUGGAUGUACUGUAUCUCUGCAGAGUCAACUAGCAGCUGUGUGAUUUUUACACAAAAAUAAAAACGGCACAAUAUUUUAAACGCU
Molecule: messenger RNA, 5345 nt
Organism: Gymnodraco acuticeps
Lineage: Eukaryota; Metazoa; Chordata; Actinopteri; Perciformes; Bathydraconidae
Gene: reps1
Product: RALBP1 associated Eps domain containing 1
Biological process (GO): endocytosis; endosomal transport
Cellular component (GO): plasma membrane; cytoplasm
Molecular function (GO): protein binding; calcium ion binding
Source: RefSeq, a predicted model, not a curated record